Molecule: messenger RNA, 6545 nt
Organism: Pocillopora meandrina
Lineage: Eukaryota; Metazoa; Cnidaria; Anthozoa; Scleractinia; Pocilloporidae
Source: the annotation of a GenBank genome assembly
CCGCGUUUGUAACAUGUCGGCAGAUGUGGAUACUCUUUGUGGUGACAUUCGACGGCCUCUAGAUCCCAAUAAAUGCAAGAGAGGGUGGGAAACUCAAAGGGAAUACUGCUACUGGAUUCCCAAAGCAGAUAUAGUCGGCGAAAUACCGAAAGAUUUGCGAGGAACUCUGUUUCGCAAUGGCCCCGGUCUUCGCGAAGUCUAUGGCACUCGGUUAAAACAUCGUAAGUAAAUAUCUAACAAAGCUAGAUACAGCUCAAAGUUGUCGAUACAAUUGUGCGUGGAAACUCUUGCAUGUUGUAGAGAAGCCAAAAGAAUGAAAAAACCCAUAACGAUGAAUUGUUUUCUCUUAAAACUUUGGAAGCUUUGAAAAAGGUCAAAGGGCAAAAAAUUGCAAUUGCAGUGCACGUUUUAAAGCUUAACGACAGUGAAUCGCAUUAAUGUUCCGGAAAUUUUUUCCGUGAAAGCUGAACGUACUCAGAUCGUAUUAGACAAAAUAAAUAGCAAAACGAAUUUAAAAUCUACCUUAAAGUUAACAAGUUAACAUUAAGGCGAAGAUGUUUAGUUAAAAGUAACGGUAGAUGCCGGAGUCGAUUACGGCUGUGUCAAGACGCGUACAAAGCUGAACGUACUCAGAUCCUAUUAAACAAAACAAACAGCAAAACGAAUUUAAAAUAUACCUUAAAGUUAACAAGAGAACAUUAAAGGCGAAGAUGUUUAGUUAAAAGUAACGGUAGAUGCUAGAGUCGAUUACAGCUGUUUCAAGAAAUAAUCGUAACAGUAAACGGGACAACCCCGAAAGGUAUGCUGGUUAUUUUUUUUUUACGUCACCGGCGAUUCCUUGCUUUCAGAGAAAUCUGAGAAAAUUUUACUGUUAGGAUGAGCCAUUACAGGUUUGAUGAAUUAGUUUAUUUAUUUCACUUACUAAAUUCAUUGGUUACGGCAUACCCAGAUUAGCUUUUGAGAUUUUUGCCUGCACUUUUGUCCCUUUUUUCAACAAUAUUUUUUGGGAAAACUACCAUUGCCAUGUCAUUUUGUAUAUCCAGGCAGGUAUUGAAAUAUGCAUGAAAAUAAUUGCUCCAGUGAUUAUAGAGGUGCAUGUGCUCUGAUUGGUUAAUGAUUGCAUCAUAUCUUGCUAAAAAAUAUAAAUUUUACCUUACAAUAUCACCCUUGAAUCAAACAUGAAGGUCUUGAGAAUAAAGGAAAUGAUCACCAACUAAGAGGCUCUUGAUUGUUAAACAAAUUCUCUCUGUCUAUGCCAUAAGAAAUAGAGAGAGAGAACAGAAUAUGCAUACUGAUGUUUAAAUACCACACAAAGCAAUCAGCCUCAAGCCCUUACAGAAAUGGGCAUCUGAACUUUUAAGACAAGAUCUAACCUUUAAUAUCUCAAUCAAAUAAAUUAAGAUAUCAAUAAUAAGUAGUUUAAUUUUUUUAUUUUAUAUUUUCCAUUUAAGCAAUUGAUGGAGAUGGAAUGCUUUGUGCUGUGACAUUCCAAGAUGGUCAAGUGCAUUUUCAAUCCAAAUUUGUAAACAGUAAGCAUCGGCACGAAGAAAAUGCCAAGAAGCAGUUUCUGUAUCAAGGUCAGAUGGGAACAAUGCCGUCCCAUUCAACUUUAAAGGCCUUUGGAACUCUUUUGACAUCCUGGAGAUUUCCACCAAUCAAAUUUCGCAACCCGUCCAAUACAAAUUCAUUCUACUGGGGUGGCAAGGUAUACUUCAAUUUUUUUUUUAUCAUAUUUCAAAUACAAUUUACAGACAUAAUUAAAAUUACUACACAGAAAUAAGGAAGUUUGGCCAACAACAGCAGUGCAAUUACUAUUGUGAGCAUUUUCACCAAAAUUAAACAUUACAAUUGUUCUAAAACAAUAUUAAUUAUAUUAACAAUAAUAAGACAUUUAAAUUACUGUACAGUCUCACUAUUACAAUGAAGUGAAAUACAGUUACUAUUGGGAAAACUAAUACAAUAAUUGUAAUUAUUACUGAUGCAAAGUGAAAGAGAGAAACACCCAAGAUUAGAGUGGAAUGUUUUUAGUCCAUUUCUUAUAGAAAGUUUCCAAGUCUUUACUUUUUGAGGAAAGGUAUUUUGCUGUUUGAUAAUUAAUUUUGACUGUUAGUUUGAAACCUUCUACAUUUGAAUGUGUAUGCAUCCUUUUGCAAUCCCAGAUGUAAGGUAUACUUCAAUAGUGACAGUAAAAUUGUCCUUAUUUGUGAUUAGCUUUAGAAAUUCUGCUUUGAAUCCUUUAUUACUCCCACAAGUGAUUAACAUGUAACUUCUCUAUAUUGUAUCCAUAAAUUAUCCAGCAAACAGGUCAUGAGAUUACUCAAACUUAUUAGGUACAAGAUAUUAUCUUGAUGGAACACCAAAUUCUCGCAACCCAUUCAGAAGGAAAUGUAUAGCAGCUAGAAGAGAGAAUUUAUCAAUCAGAUUUUGGGAGUUAAAGGGUUAACUGAGAUUUAUUGCCUAUUAUAUAUUACGUAAGACCUAUAAUGCCUAUACGCAUACAUACAUGUAACUUAUACAAUUAUAUUAAAUGAUUUAAUUAUUAACUUUAUAGACAGAGAGUUGUGACUCAAAGUUAAUGCACUACAGGAAUAAUGUCUGCCUAUGUAUAUUUUUCUGCACUUUCAACCAGAAUUUUGAAUUGAAUUUAAAAUUCAAUAAUAGUUGGAAUUAAGUUUUCUGUUGGUGGCAGAAAACAUUUUCUGAUGGGGACAUUUGCUGACAACUUCAGUUUUCUUGUUCAAUCUGUAACUUUACAUAAUUGCAGGUGCUUAAGACACAUUAAGUUUCUCAGAUGAGCAUAAAUCACUGGCCAGAGUUUCAUCUGCCCCACAGCCCACACACUGAAACAAAUGUUUCUCAAUCAUAUCUCUGCUUGAUGGACAAGUAGGAACUGUACAGUCUGGUUUUUUCCCCCCUUCCCCCUCCCCUCCCCUCCCUCCCUCACCUUCCCUCCUCACCCCUCACCACUGCCUUGACACAGGGUUCAUGAAAAUUACUCACCUGACUGACUGUAACUUACUAUAAUUCUGGUUUCCUGUCCAAAUUAAGUGUUUUUCCUCUUGUUGUUUACGGUAUGGAAGAAACCUUGUAUGACCAAUCUUCAUUUGAGCUUUUGAUGGGGCUUAAAUAAAAUUACAAUAUGAAGUUCUUCAUUUUGGUCAAGGGCGAGAAUAAUGAGGAGUAAAUAAGUGGGUAGACAAUUGCUGGUUUUCUUGCACCCUCCAGAGAGGUGUACUCCUGAUUUUGCAUGGAAUUUAAAAUCCAAUUAUACCAUCUGCACAUCUGCACCAGUUAAAUACAUUUUGCAUGAUCCUUUGCAAAUAGUCUGUAUGUAUGAUAAUACUUUUUAUGUCCUAAGGUUCUGACAAGUUACGAGACUGGAGUUCCCUACUGUCUGGAUCCACACACACUGGAGACUCUGGGUCCUGACUAUCUGAAUGGUCAUUUACAGCUUGGAUGCUUUGCUGCUCAUUUUAGAAUUGAUUCAGAAAGAAAGGUGAACUGGUUUUUAAUAAUGAUGUAGAAAUUUUUUAAUUUGUUUUAAUUCAAAAUUACAAUUACAAUUACAAUUAAAAUUGUCAUAGUCUCUCUCUCAUAGCUGCCCAGAGACAGCUUCUCUUAUUACAUUGUAUUAUUAUUAUUAUUCCAAGUAUUAUUGUGUUUUUUUUUUUUUUUGCGUUACCCGCGCCAUUUUUUCGGAUGCUUGCUUUUUCCACCGACCGAAUGCCUGGUUCAAGUUAGCUAGGGGGGGCAAAUAGACCCCGUCUCUCCUUCCCCAUGCCCUUACACAGUCCUCAUUUAUAUUUGAACUGUUUUCUCUUUUUUCAGCGACUUGUGUGCAUAAGCCACCGUCCAGGAUUUUCACAGAGGCCCAGUUUGGCAGUGUACGAGUUUGAUCCGUCAUGGCAGCUCUGUCAGAGGCAAGUCCAUCACAUUGAAGGACUGAAUUACGCUCACGAUUUUAUCCUUUUGCCAGACUACUAUGUGUUCCACAUGACGCCUUUUGUGAAGGGAACAUGGUGGACCCAGGCAAAGAUUAUGCUUGGGUUGAGUUCCCCGGGGGAGGAAAUGCGAUAUUACCCAGAAUUGCCGUCUCGCUUUGUCAUCAUACCACGGCAUGGCAGUGGUGAUAGCGCAGGUGUAAUACUGGUUGAUACGGAUCCCUGUCACGUAAGUUUCUAUCUUUGGAUUUUCCAUAUCCAAAGCAUGGGCAAUUUUCAAUGGAGCAUCAAAGGAAAGCUAGGAAAACAUUGGUUUUGCUUCGUGGCACUCUGUGAUUGGUCUAGAAAACUGGGACUUCCCGUUCAACUAAUCAGAUGUUAAGCUAUAAGAGGGCUUUCCGAUUGAGCGUCAUAACUACUACGGGAUUGCAUCGAUUUUGCUUAAUUUGCUCUGUGAUUGCUUCAGAAAACUCACGCCACUUGCUCUACUAAUAAUCAGAUGCAAAACUAAAAAACCAAUCACAACUUGCUCGUCCGCGUUUUCCCGCGCUUUAGCAGUUUGGUUGUUUUUACUUUACAUUUUCAUUGGCUCUCAAAGGCUUUCUCCUUGAUAUUGAUUGGCCGUUGAGAUUACACUAAAUCGACAAGCGCUCAAAAACCAAUUAUGAAUUGUGUUUUACCGCGCUCAAGGCGGUUUUCAUGUGUCGAGUUUGGUCCUAUAAGAUUCUCUCGUUUGUUCUCUAAGGUCAUUUCCUUUUUUCUGAUUGGAUGUCAUGAUUAUUAUCGGUUUUAGCUCUGUGGCUCUCCGUCCCUUCCGUAACCUUAUCGAACGCAAAUCCAUGUCUCAAACCUUAGCGCCGAAAAAAAUUGUAGUGAAAUGGGUUUAAUGCCUGUUUGUUCUCAGCUCUGCCAAACCUGGACCCCCUUUGUCAAUCGGGAGUCCUUUUUUUCCUUCCCAGACUCCGCUCGGACAAGGGGAGUGGGAGGAAAGCAGGAGAGAACACUUAAGGGAAAAAUUUGGGGACUGGAGAGAAAGAUAUUCCUUUUCACAGCGCGCGAAAAGCAUUAUUCCGUGAGCUUUUAACAGAACAGAAAUCAAGUUUUUUAAUGCAUACUAGUAUCGAGAAAUCGAAAACAGGUCUAAUGAAAUAACAAACAAUGUAAAUUAAAAUAUAUUAAAGUUCACACGGCAACCAGGUGGACAAUCAGACAUGGUUUGAUGCUACUCUGGUUUACAGAUUUAAUGAAUGUAACCGACGAAGUUACAAUUCAUACACCCAACGUUUCGACACUCCUGUCUAGUGCCUGACCCUACCCCUGAUGAAGGCACUAGACAGGAGUGUCGAAACGUUGGGCCUAUGAAUUGUAACUUCUUCAGUUACAAUCAUUAAAUCUGUAAACCAGAGUAGCAUCAAACCAUGUCUGAAUGUAAAUUAAAUUUUUAAGUAGGAUUAAUGAUGAAAUCUGUUUAUAUCAUGCUACAGAUUUUCCAUUUUGGCACGGCUCAGCAGGAUGGGAACAGAAUUGAGUUCUCCGCGGUGUGUCUGGACACAAAGUUCGACAUGACAUUUGAUAGCGAGAUUUGGCUCAGCAACACCUCAGUCUCCCCGGGUCUCGCUUACAAAUUCACCAUCGACUUGGACACUAAGCGCUGUACACGAACACAAAUUGAUCGUGCGAGCGUGGAGUUCCCUUCCACGCAUCCAUACAGGCAUGGCAUGCGAGGCACGCGUUAUAACUACUUCAUGGCGUGCGACAGGCCAGGGUUUAACCUCCCUUAUAGGGAUGUGGUGAAGGUUAGAAUUAAAUUUUCGCGAAAAUCGCGACAAAAUAUAUUGUCACUGUAUGUUCACAAGAAUAGAAUGGCUUUACUUCGCAAAAUAUUACCAACUGACAUGAAAAGAAAACCUUCUCUCCCUCCUCCCACUAAUCAAUAAUGACCUCGCUUAAGUUAGAAAUAAGAAUACCAUAAAACAGCUUAGUUGUCUCAAACGUUUUAUCCGCGGUUGUGGGACACCAAUUUUAGCGUUAAACUGUCUUCGAGAGUACUCGAAAACAGUGAUUUCUUUCUUAUUGUUGAUACGCAGUUGAAUGCUGAAAAUGGGGAGCGUCAAGUCUGGUACUCUCACGGUUGCCUGAGCGAACCUGUGUUCGUGCCCCGACGAGGUUACGAUUCGUGGCUAGAAGGCGACGAAGAUGAUGGCUACGUCAUCGUUCAAGUGUACAUACCGGAAAAGCACCUAACCGAGUUCUGUGUGCUGGACGCAAAGGAUGUUGGAAAGGGCCCCUUGGCACGUAUCAAACUGAAGCACCAUGUACCUUAUGGUUUCCAUGGCACCUUUACGCCAGAGGUUUUCAGGAACGGACCCAGGCUAAUCGCUAAGUUGUGACAGAAUAUAACAAAUUGCAAAAGAAGGCUUCUGACAAACUUGACGCUUGAUGCAGUAAAUAAUUAAAUUAUUUUAUGCCUACACGGUAAUGUAAAAUUACUCGUAGAGUUCAGCUAAUUUUCAUCGCAUGGUUUUGGUAAUAAUUUAAUACAUGUGGUUGUUGUGAAAUACAUGUGGCGACGUUGCCGGAUAUAACGGCAUUUGAUUGAGGCAC